GCUUCCCUCGCUCACGGCGUCUUUGCUUUUCCGGUCCCGGCCUUAGGGUGGCGGACAUGACGGCCAGGGGUCAGAGCCCCCUCGCGCCGCUGCUGGAGACCUUGGAAGACCCUUCCGCCUCCCAUGGAGAGCAGACUGACGCUUACCUGACCCUCACCAGUCGUAUGACUGGAGAAGAAGGAAAAGAAGUAAUUCUCGAGAUUGAGAGAAAACUUCCUCAGCUGUACAGUGUUUUAAAGACUCACAUUUCCAGUCAAAACUUGGAGCUAAGUAGUGCUGCUCUACAAGCAUUGGGGUUUUGCCUGUAUAAUCCCAAAAUUACCUCAGUAUUAUCAGGAUUUAAUAACCACAGUUAUCUGACUGUCCUCUUCUAUAAGAACGUAGAAUUUAAUAACAUAACAUUUGUUGAAAGAAUACAGAAAUGUACAAAUUUGCUAAUUGAACAAGCCCCAGUUCAAAUGGGAGAAGAGUCAGUGAGGUGGGCAAAACUGGUCAUACCAUUAGUGGUUCACUCAGCACAAAAGGUACAUUUGCGGGGAGCAACUGCUCUGGAGAUGGGAAUGCCAUUAUUGCUUCAGAAUCAGCAAGAAAUAGCAUCUAUUACAGAGCAGCUUAUGACUACUAAUUUGAUUUCAGAACUCCAGAAGCUAUUUAUGAAUAAAAAUGAAACUUAUGUGUUAAAAUUAUGGCCCUUAUUUGUCAAACUACUUGGAAAGACUUUGCAUCGAAGUGGGAGUUUCAUCAAUUCUUUGUUACAGCUAGAAGAACUGGGAUUUCGUAGUGGAGCACCCAUGAUUAAAAAAAUAGCAUUUAUUGCUUGGAAGAGUUUAAUAGAUAAUUUUGCUUUAAAUCCAGAUAUACUAUGUAGUGCAAAAAGACUCAAGUUGUUAAUGCAGCCUUUGAGUUCCAUUCAUGUGAGAACAGAAACUCUAGCGUUAACAAAACUAGAAGUCUGGUGGUAUUUACUGAUGAGACUCGGACCUCAUCUUCCGGCUAAUUUUGAACAGGUUUGUGUGCCUCUGAUUCAAAGCACAAUAAGUACUGAUUCUAAUGCCUCACUUCAAGGCAAUUUAUCUCGUGUAACUUCAUCUCCAGGUUUAAAUUCUAUGACUCCUGUACACAAAGGUGCUUCCUCUCCAUAUGGAACCUCUGUAACUCCCCGAAUGAACUUGAGUUCGAAUUUAGGUGGAAUGGCCACAAUUCCUUCCAUUCAGCUUUUGGGACUUGAAAUGUUACUUCAUUUUCUGUUGGGUCCAGAAGUCUUGAAUUUUGCUAAGGAAAAAAAACUUGUACUGAGCUUAGAGCCACUUGAACAUCCAUUAAUCAGCAGUCCUUCUUUUUUUUGCAAACAUGCAAAUACAUUUAUCAGUGCUGUUCAUGAUAGCUUUGUUGCAGUUGGAAAAGUUGCCUCUGAUAUGGUUAUCAAUGCUAUCUGGAAGGAGUUAAUUAGAUUGGUAAAGUCAGUUACAGAAUCAGGUAUCAAAAAAGAGAGACCAGGUUCUGAAGUUUUGACCCUCUUACUAAAAUCUUUGGAAAGUAUAGUGAAGUCUGAAGUAUUUCCUAUAUCAAAAACACUGGUCGUCAUGGAAAUUACAGUAGAAGGACUUCCUCAGAAAGUGUUAGGUUCACCAGCAUAUCAGGUUGCUAAUAUGGAUAUUCUUAAUGGAACUCCAGCUUUGUUCUUAAUUCAGUUAAUUUUCAAUAAUCUCUUGGAAUUUGGUGUAACAGAUGAAAGGUUUUUUCUCAAUCUGGAAACACUUGUAGGCUGUGUUCUUUCUGGUCCAACUUCACCACUAGCUUUCAGUGACUCUGUUUUAAAUGUUAUUAAUCAAAAUACAAAGCAGUUGGAAAGCAAGGAGCAUCUCUGGAGAAUGUGGAGUAUUAUUGUUACCCCACUAACUGAAUUGAUUAAUCAGACCAAUGAAGUAAAUCAAGGUGAUGCCUUAGAACAUAAUUUUAGUGCCAUCUAUGGUGCACUGAUGUUACCAAUAAACCAUAUUUUUUCUGUACAAAGAUUUCCAGUGGUCACGAUGAAGACCUUGCUUAGAACAUGGUCAGAGUUAUAUAGAGCAUUUGCACGCUGUGCUGCUUUGGUGGCAACAGCAGAAGAGAAUUUGUGCUGUGAGGAACUUUCUUCCAAAAUAAUGUCCAGUUUGGAAAAUGAAGGCCUUUCUGAUUUGUUGUUCUUGGAUAGGAUCUUUCAUAUUAUAACUGUGAUGGUUGAUUGCAUCGACUUCUCACCAUAUAAUAUUAAAUAUCAGCCAAAAGUUAAAUCACUACAGAAACCUUCAGAUUGGUCUAAAAAGAAGAAUGCGCCCUUAGGGAAAUUGACAUCCUUAUUUAAACUUCUUGUGAGAAUGAUCUAUUCUUUCCACACUCUGAGCUUCAAGGAAGUAUAUUCGGAUACUCUCUUCACUAUUGGCAACUCAAUCACCAGCAUUCUUUCCAAAGUGCUUGGACAUAUCUCUUUGCCUUCUAUGAUCCGAGAAGUAUUUGUGACUUUAACAAGACCUCUGGCAUUAUUUUAUGAGAACGCAAAGCUAGACGAAGCUCCUAAAGUGUAUAGUUGUCUGAACAACAAGUUAGAAAAGCUAUUAGGAGAAAUUGUUACUUGUCUACAGUUCAGCUACACGGGAACUUACGACAGUGAACUUCUUGAACUACUCUCCCCACUAUUAUGCAUAAUAUUUCUGCACAAGAAUAAACAAAUUCGAAAGCAGAGUGCUCAGUUCUGGAAUGCCACAUUUGCUAAAGUACCGAUGUUGAUUUAUCCUGAAGAGUUAAAACCAAUACUAAGACAAACCAAACAAAAAUUUCUGCUUCUAUUGCCUGGUUUGGAAACUGUUGAAAUGUUGGAGGAAUCCAGUGGACCAUAUUCUGAUUCAACAGAAAAUUCCCAAUUAAAUGUGAAGAUAAGUGGCAUGGAGAGAAAAUCGAAUGGAAAAAGAGAGUCCUUUUUGGCACGAACAAAGGAUAAAAGAGAAAAUAUAAAACCAACUGCCAAACUGAAAUUUGAAUCUUCAUCUCCAAAAGCAAAGAGUGAAAUUCUUUUGGAAGAGGAGAAGUCUACUGACUUUGUGUUUAUACCUCCAGAAGGAACAGAUGCAAAGGAAAGAGUACUAACUGAACAUCAAAAAGAAGUACUCAAAACAAAGAGGUGUGAUAUUCCCACCAUGUAUAAUAAUCUGGAUAUUUCCCAGGAUACCUUAUUUUCUCAGUAUAGUCAGGAAGAGUCUCUGGAAAUUUCUACUUCAGCCACAAAAGCAAAGGAAGAUUCCAAGAUAAUGAGUGAGGGGGAGAAUAUGGACAGUGACGUUGUCAUUCUUCAAGAUGUCGUGGAAAACUGUGGUAUGAACGAACAUCUUGAAAAGUCUUCCCUUUCAAAUAAUGAAUGUGGUUCUGUUGAUGAAGCCAGUCCAAAAAUACUAACCAGUAAUAAUGAUGCCAGAAACAAUACUUUGAUUUCAUCAAAGAAAACAAAGAAAACUGAAUGUACAUCUAAUAUAGAUAAUUCUUUAGUUGUCAGCAGUAGCUCACUUUCUAAUGCUACUGUUUCUGGAACUCCCUCACAGCCUACAAGUCGGAGACAAACUUUUAUUACAUUGGAGAAGUUUGAUGGUUCAGAAAAUAGACCUUUUAGCCCAUCCCCCUUGGAUAAUAUGUCAUCAACUGUUACAGUGAAAAAUAACCAGGAAAACACAAUUAAAGCAGAUACUCCACUAAAAGCAAAGCAAAAAGAAGUGACUGUUUUCAAAUCUGAUUCUGAAAAAAUAGUGAAUGGAACUAAGAGAUCAGGCCGGAGAUCAGGUAAAGCUGACCAAACAGGGAAUAAAAGGUCUAAGCUAAUGCGAUCUGAGCAGGAGAGAAGUACUCAGGAAUCUCCUGAGGGCAUGGUAGCCUUAGAAAAUAAACCCCCUGUUUUGAUUAAUCAAACAGAAUGUGUAUCAGAUAAUCAGGGUAAUUAUUCAGAAUCUACAAUGGAGUAUGAAGAUACAAAACUUAAAUCAACUAUAGAAAAUGUUGUAUUAUCAGAAAACAAUACUGUAGAGGAGAAAACUGUGGAAAUUAAUUUGGAAUGCAAAGAAAAUACACCUCCAGUGGUAAUACCAGCAGAUCAAAUGGUAAAUGAGGAUAGUCAGGUUCAGAUAACUUCAAAUCAAAAAACCCUUAGACGAUCUUCAAGAAGACGUUCAGAAAUAAUAGAGUCUACCAUUGAUAGCCAAGAUAAAGAAAAUAAUAAUCAAAAAAAGGAAAGACGUAAGGAUGAAGAAAAAUCUCUUCAGAAGAGUCCAUUGCAAAUAAAAGAUGAUGUGUUACUUAAGCAAAAACUGAUCUCUGAGCAAACUGUACAGGAGAAUUUAAUUGAGAAAGGAAAUAAUUUAAAUGAGAAGACUUUUGGAGAAACCAGUGCUAAUGCUGAAAUUGAGCAAAAUAAAAGAAAGCCAGACCUUGAGAGUAUUAAGUCUGAGGGAGAUGGUUCCCAGGACAUUGCAGAUAAGUCCUCUGAGAAACCAAUAAGGGGCCGAACACGAUAUCAAACAAGAAGAGCAUCUCAGGGUUUGCUUUCCAGCAUUGAAAACUCAGAAUCUGAUAGUUCUGAGGCAAAAGAAGAAAGUUCUAGGAAGAAGAGAUCUGGAAAAUGGAAAAACAAAAGCAACGACAGUGUUGACAUUGAAGACCAAGUAGAGAAAAUAGCAAAACAGGAAUGUAUAAAAGCUGAAAAUCAGACACAUGAUUAUAAAGCAAGUUCUGAAGUAGCUAUAGACAUAAAAUCUCAGAUUUGUGAAAAGCAAGAUGAAAGUAAUACUGUAGUACUUCGGGAUUCUACAGUAUCUUCAGAUUUGUUGCAAGUUUCUGAUGAUUUAUCAAAUAUGUACAAAGAAAAGAGUAAAACUGGCAAAUGUGCAGAACAUUCCUUUACAAGUCCACCUGUGCCAGAAUCAAAUCUAAGGACUAGAAAUGCUAACAAAAGAUUACAUAAGCGAGACUCUUCUGAUAAUUGUAGUGCAGAAGACUCCUCAAAAGUAGGGGCAUCGGACAUUUCUUUGCUUUCUGAAAAUACCCUUCCAACACUUGAAUGCCAGCACAAGAGAAGCAGGAGGGUGAGGAGAUCGAAAGGUUGUGAUUGCUGUGGAGAAAAAUCACAGCCUCAGGAAAAGUCAUUCAUUGGGUUGAAGAACACAGAAGAUUGCGAUGUAAAGAUUAGUGAAACAAAAAAGACAGAUGUGCAAGCAUCUGUAACUAUAUCAGAAACUUCUAAAACUAGUCUGUCUUCUGAAGUAAAAGUUGUAGAAGAGCAUCACAGUGUGAAUUUCCACUUGAGUCUCAAGGAGGAUAAUGAUACCAUUAAUGAUUCACUAAUUACAUCUGAAACUGAGUUGAAAGCAAAUACUGCGCAAGAAUCUCUUCCUUCUGAAAUGGUAAAUUUUGAGGAGGAAACUUGUGAUAUGGAUUGUAGUGAAGCAAUGUCUCCUGAAAGUCAGGAGCCAUCUGAUGAAAAUUUUAAAACUGUUGGCCCAUGUUUAGGGGAUUUCAAAGUUACUUCACAGGAGUGCUCUUUGGAGAUCAAAGUUGGAAAACUGGAAGCUACUCCAAAAAAGGAACUAGGCUUAGAGAGUUUUAAUAUUGAAGGAAAUGAAUGUAAAGUGACAGAAUCCAAUCUAGAGGGAGUGGAAACUAUGGAAUUGGAUGCAAGAAGUGAUAAAUCUGAAGCUAGCUUCUCUGAACAAGAGACUUCCAAAAUGGACAUUUCUGGAGAAUCAGCAACAGAAGAAAAUAGUAAAAGAAGUGAUGAAUCUGAAGCAAACACAGGUGAAGAACUGAAUGCUGAGGCAACAGCUGAGGAAUUUAAUUCAGGUAUUGAUCUUUCUGAUAACACUGCACCAAUAAAAUUGAGUGCUCAACCUGAGGUUUCUGAACAAACAGCAGAUAGGGAACUAGAAAGAACAAACGAUGGAUCUGAUCUAGGCUCAUCUAAAGAAAUGAGUGUUGCUGAAGUUGAAAAUUGUGCAGAAACGAUGAUUGGUGAAGUGAAUGCUGAAACUGAUCAUGUUAAUGAAACAGAGGAUGGAGACAUAGCUAUCAAAACCUGUAGUAAGCCUGAAGAAGCUGAAACCAAAAGAUUAAAUUCAGAAAUUGGCAACUUUGUUUCUGACAUGCUUGAAAUGAGUACUAAAGAAGAAAAAUUUGACUCAAAUAAAACUGAAACAGAUAUUGAACUUAAAUCCGAAGAAACAAAAUUAGAUAAUAAUCAGAUGGUAGUGGGAAAUAUUUUGCAGGAAGUUCACCAUAUUUCAGACAGUGUUGAGGGACCAUCACAAUCUCUGACAUCUGAAACCGCUAUCUCUGAACUGAUAAUAGAAGAUAAUAAUGCAUCUCCUCAAAAAUUAAGGGAACUUGAUCCUUUACUUGUGUCAGCAAAUGACAGUCCUAGUGGCAUGCAGACACGCUGUGUCUGGUCUCCUUUGGCUUCUCCAUCGACCAGCAUUUUAAAGAGAGGACUAAAAAGACCCCAAGAGGAUGAGAUCUCAUCACCCAUUAACAAGGUUCGUCGUGUCUCCUUUGCAGAUCCAAUAUACCAAGCAGGGUUGGCAGAUGACAUUGAUAGACGAUGCUGUGUUGUUAGGUCCCAUUCUUCAAAUAGUUCUCCCAUAGUAAAAAGUGUUAAAACCUCUCCUACUGCACAAUCUAAGCAUAAUACCACUUCAACCAAAGGAUUUCUGUCCCCAGGAUCACGUAGCCCUAAAUUUAAGAGCUCAAAGAAGUGUUUAAUUUCAGAAAUGGUCAAAGAAUCCAUGCCUUGCCCAACAGAAAGUGUUUACCCAGCUUUGGUGAACUGUGUGGCACCAGUUGACAUCAUUUUACCUCAGAUUACGUCAAACAUGUGGGCAAGAGGCCUGGGACAGCUCAUUAGAGCCAAGAAUAUAAAAACAAUUGGUGAUUUGAGUACUCUUACACCUUCUGAGAUAAAAACUCUUCCUAUUCGUUCUCCAAAAGUAUCAAAUGUAAGAAAGGCUCUCAGAGUUUAUCAUGAACAGCAGGUGAAAUCUCGUGGACUAGAAGAGAUUCCAGUUUUUGAUAUUUCUGAGAAAACAGUAAAUGGAAUAGAAAAUAAGUCCUUGUGUCCUGAUGAAGAACGACUUGCUUCAGAUUUGAUUGAUCCUGUUACUUUAGAGACUCCAUUAUCCAAAAAUCUUGUUGCACAGAUUAGUGCACUUGCUCUUCAACUGGAUUCAGAAGAUCUACAUAAUUAUUCAGGAAACCAGCUAUUUGAAAUGCAUGAGAAACUAGGUAGUAUGGCAAAUUCUAUAAUAAAAAAUCUACAGUCCCGUUGGAGAUCACCAGCCCAGGAAAAUUGAAGCUUUUUGUUUUUUUAAAAAGUCACUGGAUAUUUUUGAUUGAUAAAUUCUG
Molecule: messenger RNA, 7410 nt
Organism: Carlito syrichta (Philippine tarsier)
Lineage: Eukaryota; Metazoa; Chordata; Mammalia; Primates; Tarsiidae
Gene: RIF1
Product: replication timing regulatory factor 1
Exons: 35
Coding region: 57-7358 (2433 amino acids)
Biological process (GO): telomere maintenance
Cellular component (GO): nucleus
Source: RefSeq, a predicted model, not a curated record